ACACUUCCUAGAGCCCUGCCUACGCAAAUAAGCUGAUUAGUCGGGGGAGAUGGCUGGAGAGACAGAUGAUGAGAUCCCUGAAUCCGGAGCGGUCUUCACUUUUGGAAAGAGUAAAUUCGCAGAUAAUGCCCCCAGUAAAUUCUGGUUAAAAAAUGAUGUACCUUUGAGAAUUUCCUGUGGCGAUGAGCACACAGCACUGGUGACAGAAAAUGGGAAGCUGUUUAUGUUUGGCAGCAAUAACUGGGGACAGCUGGGCCUCGGAACAAAGACCACUGUGAAUAAACCCACUUGUGUGAAAGCCCUAAAAUCAGAGAGGGUGAAGCUUGCAGCCUGUGGAAGAACUCACACACUUGUUUAUACAUCCCGUGGUAACCUGUAUGCCUCUGGAGGGAAUAAUGAAGGACAGCUCGGCCUCGGUGACUGUGAUGACAGAACUUCCUUCCACCUGGUGGACUUCUUCAGCAAACAUGAACCAGUCAAAAUGCUCGCUGCUGGUUCCAAUACCUCUGCUGCCCUGACGCAGGAUGGCAGGCUCUAUAUGUGGGGCGAUAACUCAGAGGGACAGAUUGGAUUGGGGAAAGAGAGUAAUGCACUGAAUCCUCGGGAGGUUUCUGUGGGGAAACGAGUGUCCUGGGUGUCCUGUGGAUAUUAUCAUUCUGCCUUUGUUACUGUGGAUGGGGCCUUGUACACAUUUGGAGAGAAAGACAGUGGGAAGCUGGGCUUGUCCACUGAGAAGCUGGCCAGUCAUAAACUGCCUCAACAGGUGACCGGCGUCUCUGAUAAGGUGGUACAGGUAUCCUGUGGAGGAGGGCACACCGUGGCGCUUACAGAGCACGAGGUGUAUUCGUUUGGCCUGGGUCAGUUUGGACAGCUCGGCCACGGCACUUUCAUAUUUGAGUCACGUUUACCCAGAGUGGUUGAGCAUUUCAGGAGGGGCAGAGUUAAGCAUGUGGAGUGUGGAGAGAACCAUACAGCGCUGAUUACUGACAGUGGCCUUUUGUACACCUUUGGUGAUGGUCGACAUGGAAAGCUGGGGCUGGGAGAAGAGAACUUCACCAACCAGUUCAAACCAACCCUGUGUCCAAGAUUCCUAGACUAUUAUGUACAUUCUGUUACUUGUGGUGGGUGUCACAUGCUUGUGUUGGCAAAACCUAGGCCCGAAGGGUCUGAGGAUUUGAUCUUAGAGGAGGAUGACGUCACAGAAGACUACUUUGAGAAGUCCUAUACUGAAUUACUGGGGGACACACACAGUCAGACCACCCUGAACAGGAGUCUCUCGGCUCGGAUCAGACGCAGAGAACGGGAGCGUUCACCAGAUCAGUUUGGACAGAUGUUUCGAACACUUCCAGCCCUGGGCGGAAAUCAGCUGAGUGCAUCUUUAUCUGUUCCCAGCCAGAUCCAUCACUCCCAUAGGAAACAACCAGGAAAGAUCCCUCACAACAGCCUCAAAAUUCCUGGAAGGAGAGAGAAGUCCCUCGAUGACAGAAGCAGUGUGAAGGAUAGCGAGAGUUUAAAAGACCUCGGAGAAACCACUGACUUAUUAAACCUGACUCACAUAAUGAAGAUGGACCCUAGCGAUAAGACCCUCACAUUGUCUCCUAUGGAGAAGCUCCGGACAGAUGAGAUGAAUGGAAAAGUAGAAGGAGAAGAUGAUGAGGAGGAAGAAUGUUUAGAUGAUGAGGAAGAAGAGGAGGAAGAGCAUCCAGAGGAAGAAGAGGGUGAAAAGUGUGAUGAGAAGGAAGAUAUUCUAGAUGAGAAGAGAAAAGAGAUGGAGAAGCAGGAGCAAAGCAUUACAGAGUCAGACGUACAGAAAAAGCAGAUUAUAAGAGAAGAAUCUGUUCCAGAUGGACCAAAGAAAGAUUCUGAUCCUGCUACCCUUAUAAAAGAGGAAACACAGUCAGAGAUGAAUAGAGUUACAGAAGACAAGCCAAAGACUCUUAAUGGCUCCAGGAACAGGCUUUCUCUUUUCAAGAGAUCUUCCACCAAAGGCAAUCAGGCAGAGAUGUCCACAUCAGGCAAACCAGCAGCUGACGGCCCCCCUCAAAUCUCAGAGAGUUCUAGCAGUGAAAUGCAGAUCGGAGGCCAGACCACAGCAUCCAGUCGAUCACGUUCAGCCACUUGCAAUCUGCUUUGACACUUUUCAGCUGGGUUGAAGUUAUCUUCUGACUUGGGACCGUAACAAAAACAGCUGGAA
Messenger RNA from Sinocyclocheilus anshuiensis, 2194 nucleotides. RefSeq names its product X-linked retinitis pigmentosa GTPase regulator-like. Lineage: Eukaryota; Metazoa; Chordata; Actinopteri; Cypriniformes; Cyprinidae. The coding region runs from base 50 to 2134 and encodes 694 amino acids. The record is from RefSeq and is a predicted model, not a curated record. The transcript has 17 exons.